This is a messenger RNA of Cryptomeria japonica (Japanese cedar), 1422 nucleotides long. Its product is annotated as serine carboxypeptidase-like 45. Gene Ontology annotation, molecular function: serine-type carboxypeptidase activity. The transcript is spliced from 10 exons. Gene Ontology annotation, cellular component: vacuole. The record is from RefSeq and is a predicted model, not a curated record. Gene Ontology annotation, biological process: proteolysis. The coding region runs from base 1 to 1422 and encodes 473 amino acids. Lineage: Eukaryota; Viridiplantae; Streptophyta; Pinopsida; Cupressales; Cupressaceae.
AUGGAUUUUCUUAAGGUGGCAGAAUUGGGUAUUAUAUUUGCAUUGCUUAUGGUUCAUAAUGCUAUUGCUGCUCCUGAAUCUGAUCUUAUAGAAAAGUUGCCAGGCCAAACAGAGAUUGUUCCCUUCAAGCAGUAUGGUGGAUACAUUACCACUGAUGAAGAGCAUGGUAGAGCAUUGUAUUAUUACUUUGUAGAGGCCCAGACCAAUGCUACAUCUAGGCCCCUGGUUUUGUGGCUCAAUGGAGGGCCUGGAUGUUCAUCACUAGGGUUAGGAGCAUUCGAGGAGAAUGGUCCUUUCAAAUUAAAUGGCGAAGUUUUGGAACAAAACAAGUUCUCUUGGAAUACAGGAACAGAUUCAAACAUGCUGUAUGUAGAGAGCCCAAUUGGAGUGGGAUUUUCUUAUUCAAAUACAAGUUCAGAUUAUGAUUUGCUUAAUGACACUUUGACUGCCCAAGAUAACUUGGCAUUCCUUUUAAAUUGGUUUCAAAAAUUUCCAGAAUUUUUAGACACAUUCUUUUACAUAAUUGGAGAGAGCUAUGCAGGGCACUAUAUACCUCAAUUGGCAACCCUUGUGAUAGAUCACAACAAAAAUUCAAAUGUUACACCUAUCAACUUGAAGGGAAUUGCUAUAGGAAAUCCCUUCUUUGACAUCGAUAUCAGUAUAAACAAUGGUGAAUUUAUGUGGUCACAUGGCUUGAUUUCAGAUGAAACUUACCAACUAACUCAAACUAUCUGCAAUAAUUCUAGAUUAUGGACAGAGAAGUAUCUUGACCAAAAUACAUCUGAAGCUUGUAACAAUACUUUCAAAAAAGUGUAUGCUGAAAGUGGAGAUAUUAAUGAUUAUGAUGUUACCUUAGGUAUUUGUUUAGAUGAGAAAAAAAUAUCCAAGCUCCAAGGAGGAAUUUUAUCAAAUUUUGAAAAAAACGGAGUUAACCUUUGUGCUGAUGAUGACACAUUUACAUAUCUCAACACAAAUGAGGUGCAAGUGGUACUUCAUGCAAGUAGAAGUAACGAUACUAUUAUGUGGAAGAUUUGUAAUAGGUCUUUGCACUAUGAUCAAAGGAAUAGAGGAAUCAACAUUAUUCCAAUUGUCAUUGAACUUUUGAAUUCCAAUCUACCCAUCAUGCUUUUUAGUGGAGAUCAAGAUUCAGUCAUCCCAUUUACUGCAACAAGAACAAUAGUUAAUAUUAUAGCAAAGCAGUCGAAACUAUUCACAAUCGGCACAUAUGGUACUUGGUAUAACAACCAACAAGUUGCAGGAUGGACUCAAUCGUAUGGACACAUAAUAGAUGGAAAAAAUCAAACUAUGUUAAAAUUUGCAUCAGUAAGGGGUGCAGCACAUCAAGUACCAUACACUUCUCCAUCUGAAGCACUCACUUUGUUCAAAGCUUUCAUUGGAGGACUACCUUUGCCUACUAGUUGA